CCGCGUCGCGUCAGGUCCUUCUCGGCGCCUCCCGUUCUCUUGCUGCAUCUGCCCACUCCUCAACACCAGCAAUGUCCGCAUCCGCAAAAGAGACUGCUGCAAAAUAUCGCACCGACCCUGCCGGCUGGCGUCUGAAGGUUGGGGAGGACAGCCACGGCCAGCACAAGUGGGUGUAUCUCCCUCCCGGCCCACAGCGGGAUGCCUGGCCGCAGACGCCCGUGGACAAGUACUCGAUGGGUCUGCCCACAGGGCUUCCGGAGCUUCCAAAGGCACAGAACAAGUACGAAGCGGCGCGGAACGGCCUCACCUUCUACCGCGAGCUGCAGAGCGAGGACGGCCACUUUGCCUCAGAGUAUGGAGGUCCCCUGUUCCUUACUCCUGGCCUUGUCAUCGCAUUGCACUGUUAUGGUGUCGAGAUCCCGCGUGAGCGCAAGGCUGAGCUCAUCCGCUACCUGUUCAACAAGCUGCGCCCCGAGAUGGGAUGGGGCCUGCACACAGCAGCGCCGCCCACUGUGUUUGGCACCGUUAUGAACUACGUGAUGCUGCGCAUGCUCGGCGUUGGGCCAGAUGAAGGGCCGAUGACAGCCAUCCGCGCCAAGAUUCACGAGCUUGGCGGCGCGACGGGCAUUCCCACUUGGGGCAAGGUGUGGCUGUCAAUUCUUGGAUGCUACGACUGGGAAGGCGUUAACCCCACGCCUCCGGAGCUGUGGUGUCUUCCGGACUGGGCACCGUUUGCCCCAUGGCGCUGGUGGAUCCAUGUUCGGCUAGUCUUUACUCCCAUGGCGUACCUCUGGGGUAAGCGCUACGUUGGGCCGUACACUCCGCUCGUCAAUGCAUUGCGGCAGGAGAUCUACACGCAGCCGUAUGCGUCCAUCAACUGGCCCGCUCAGCGCGAGAACAUCCACCCCGGGGACCUGUACAACCCGCACCACCUCGUCUUCAAGUCGCUCAACCGCAUCCUCGCCGUGUACGAGAAGCUGCCGUACAUGACGUGCGUCCCGUCGCUCCGUCGCGCCGGUCUCAAGGCGGCCUAUCGCCAGAUCGUCUAUGAAGACGAGAACACCGGGUAUCAGACUGUCGGGCCUGUGUCAAAGGCAUUUAACAUGAUUUGCCGUCUUGAGAACGAAGGGCGUGACUCGGAGGCCUGCCGCCUCCACCUCGCUAAGGUCGACGACUUCCUUUGGAUGAGCAAGGACGGGUUGUUCAUGACUGGCACAAACGGCUCGCAGUUGUGGGACAUCUCAUUCAUGGCGCAAGCGGCGGUGGAGACGGGUCUCGCAAAUGAGGAUGAAAACAAGAAGACAUGCAUCGGCAUGCUCGACUGGCUCGACAAGUGUCAGAUCCGCCAGAACCCGCGCUGGUACAAAGAGGGGUACCGGCAGUCGUCUAAGGGCGCGUGGCCGUUCUCGACGCCCGAGCAGAGCUACACCGUUUCUGACUGCACCGGCGAGGGCCUUAAGGCGACGAUUGCUCUUCAGUCACUCAGCUAUACGCCCAAACCCGUCACAGUGGAACGCAUGCGUGAUGCCGUGGAUGUCCUGCUGUCCAUGCAGAACGCAUCCGGAGGCUAUGCGAGCUACGAACUCCAGCGUGGAAGCGAGAGAAUGGAGAUGCUGAACGCGGCCGAGGUCUUUGGCAAGAUCAUGGUUGACUAUCUGUACCCCGAGUGCUCGACGUCUGUGCUUUCGGCGCUUGAGCACUUCCGGAAAAUUGACCCCAAGUACCGCGCCGUGGAGAUCUCGUGCUGCCUCGAGCGCGUGAUUGAGUGGAUUCACCGUGACCAGCGGCCCGACGGCUCAUGGUACGGCUCGUGGGGCAUCUGCUUCACGUACGCGACAAUGUUUGCGCUCGAGUCGCUGGCAAUUGCGGGCGAGACGCACGCCAACUCCGAGCGUGUGCGCCGCGCCUGUGCUUUCCUUCUCGGCAAGCAGAUGACAGACGGCGGUUGGGGCGAGACGUAUAUGAGCUGCGUGACUGGCGUGUACAGCCAGCACGAGCAGAGCCAGGUGGUCAUGACCUCCUGGGCACUGCUGGCCCUCAUCUAUGGCCAGAGCCCAGACCACGACGCCAUCCGCCGAGGGUGCGCGCUCAUCAUGAGCCGACAGCUGCCGGAUGGCGCAUGGGCGCAGGAGGACACGGAGGGAAUCUUCAACAAGAACUGUGCGAUCGACUACCCCGCAUUCAAGCAUAUCUUCUGUAUCUGGGCGCUAGGUCGCGCCGCAAAGUAUCUCGGCGAGGUGUGAUUAGAUGGGUAAUGAAUGAUUGUUGUUAUGGAAA
Messenger RNA from Cutaneotrichosporon oleaginosum, 2277 nucleotides. RefSeq lists its product as uncharacterized. The record is from RefSeq and is a predicted model, not a curated record. Gene Ontology annotation, cellular component: lipid droplet. Gene Ontology annotation, biological process: ergosterol biosynthetic process; triterpenoid biosynthetic process. NCBI's taxonomy places the organism in Eukaryota, Fungi, Basidiomycota, Tremellomycetes, Trichosporonales, Trichosporonaceae. Gene Ontology annotation, molecular function: lanosterol synthase activity.